This is a messenger RNA of Vigna umbellata (rice bean), 2500 nucleotides long. Lineage: Eukaryota; Viridiplantae; Streptophyta; Magnoliopsida; Fabales; Fabaceae. The record is from RefSeq and is a predicted model, not a curated record.
GGAUGAAGAAGGAGAAGCAGAAGGAGGUGGUUGAUCAUAGGUGGCAGAAUCAAGUGAAGGGCUUGGGGCAGUCUAGGUACCAGGAGCUGAGAAGAAGGCAGGUGAAGAUUGAGACCGAGGUAUGGGAGGAGGCGGCAAGGGAGUAUAGAGAGCUUUUGGCGGACAUGUGUGAGCAGAAGCUGGCACCCAACUUGCCGUACAUGAAGUCGCUAUUUCUUGGCUGGUUUGAACCUCUGAGGGAUGCUAUUGCCAAGGAACAGGAAAUGUAUAAUUCAGGGAGGAAUAGGACAGCCUAUGCACCGCACUUUGUGCAGUUACCGGCGGACAAGAUGGCUGUUAUCGCAAUGCAUAAGUUAAUGGGGCUGUUGAUGACCGGAACUGAGCAUGCCACCGUUGGCACUGCCAGGGUUGUGCAGGCUGCGUGCGGCAUAGGUGAUGCCAUUGAAAAUGAGGUUAGAAUAUACAAGUUCUUGGAGAAAACUGAGAAGAAAAAGGGCAACAGAAGCAAGAAAAACAAAGCAGUCGAGUCUGUUGGUGACAUCAAAGAAGAACAAAAGCUGCGGAAAAAAGUCAUUAAUUUGAUGAAAAAGCAAAAGCUAGUCGCAGUGAGGGGGCUGGUGAAGGACAAGGACGAUACAAAACCGUGGGGAACAGUCAUAAAGACAAAGGUUGGAAGCCGUUUAAUUGAACUCUUGUUGCAAACAGCAUAUAUACAACCACCAUCAGAUCAAUUACUGGAUGAUGCACCUGAUAUCCGACCUGCAUUUAUUCAUUCAUUUAUAACAGUGACAAAAGAGUCAAUUAAAUCAAGUAGAAGAUAUGGUAUUAUUCAAUGUGACCCUCUAAUUCUUAAAGGCCUUGACAGGACUGCAAAAAAUAUGGUCAUUCCUUAUAUGCCUAUGUUGGUUCCACCAGUCAACUGGACAGGUUAUGACAAAGGUGGGCACUUGUUCUUACCUUCUUACGUUAUGCGUACUCAUGGAGUCAGGCAACAACGUGAGGCUAUUAAGAGGGCCCCCAGGAAGCAAUUAGAACCUAUAUUUGAGGCUCUGGAUACUCUUGGGCAUACAAAAUGGAGGAUAAAUAAAAAGGUACUGAGUGUCGUAGACAGGAUAUGGGCUAGUGGAGGCCGUCUUGCUGAUUUGGUGGACCGCUAUGAUGUUCCUUUACCUGAUAAACCAGAUACUGAUGAUGAAGCAAAGAUAAAGAAAUGGAAGUGGACCGUCAAAUCUGUGCAGAAAGAGAACAGAGAGAGAUAUUCACUGCGUUGUGACAUAGAACUUAAACUUGCUGUAGCACGGAAAAUGAAGGAUGAAGAGGGCUUUUACUACCCACACAAUGUUGAUUUCCGAGGGCGUGCAUAUCCCAUGCACCCACACUUAAAUCACCUUGGUUCAGAUUUAUGCCGGGGAAUAUUGGAAUUCGCAGAUGGACGCCCUCUAGGAAAGUCUGGCCUACGGUGGCUGAAGAUACACUUAGCAAAUCUCUAUGCUGGCGGUGUUGAUAAACUAUCCCAUGAGGGACGCGUAGCAUUUAGUGAAAAUCAUUUUGAAGACAUAUUUGAUUCUGCAAACAAACCUCUUGAAGGGAGGCGGUGGUGGUUGAAAGCAGAAGAUCCAUUGCAGUGCUUAGCUGUGUGCAUAACUCUAACUGAAGCUUUGAAAAGCCCGUCACCAGAAACAUUCAUCUCACAUAUUCCUGUACAUCAGGAUGGCUCCUGCAAUGGUUUACAACAUUAUGCUGCCUUGGGGAGAGACAAGUUAGGAGCUGUUGCUGUCAAUCUAGUUGCAGGAGAGAAGCCAGCAGAUGUUUACUCAGGAAUAGCAGCUAGAGUAUCAAACAUUAUGCAUAAGGAUGCUCAGAAAGAUCCUGCAAUUUUUCCUGAUGCUCUUCAUGCGAGGACUUUAGUUAAUGAGGUUGAUAGAAAAUUGGUUAAGCAGACAGUGAUGACAUCAGUGUAUGGUGUCACUUACAUUGGUGCACGGGAACAGAUAAAGAGGAGAUUGAAGGAAAGGAAUGCCAUUCCAGAUGAUACAGAGCUCUUUGGUGCUUCUUGUUAUGCUGCAAAGGUCACUUUAACCGCCUUAGAGGAAAUGUUUCAAGGUGCGCGAGGUAUCAUGAACUGGCUUGGUGACUGUGCAAAAAUAAUUGCAUCUGAAAAUCAACCAGUACGCUGGAGCACUCCUCUUGGACUUCCUGUUGUUCAACCUUACCGAAAACUAGGAUCGCAUAUUAUCAAAACUUCACUUCAGAUGUUGUCAUUGCAACGAGAAACAGACAAGGUAUGUGAAGUUUACAUCAUUAUUUUGAAUAACAUUGGGAUCCCCUUCCCCAAAACCGUAAUUCCCAUGUUAAUCUUAAAUAUAAAUAUCUUGCUACACGAGAGUGUGUGUGUGAAGAUGCCCAUUGAUUGGUUGCUAUGAUCAAAUCUUGGAAAUCCAACUUUUAGCUUCUUGGUCAAUGUUCCUGAAUUGCUUUUUUUUAAUAGGUCAAGGAGCUG